Messenger RNA from Arachis stenosperma, 1056 nucleotides. RefSeq lists its product as uncharacterized. Lineage: Eukaryota; Viridiplantae; Streptophyta; Magnoliopsida; Fabales; Fabaceae. Gene Ontology annotation, biological process: telomere maintenance; DNA repair. Bases 1 to 1056 code for a protein of 351 amino acids. Gene Ontology annotation, molecular function: DNA helicase activity; DNA binding. The record is from RefSeq and is a predicted model, not a curated record. The transcript is spliced from 6 exons.
AUGACUAAUAGGUUGGCUUUUGAGGCAUUGGAUAGAACCCUUCGUGAUAUAAUGUCGUCUGUGUCUGUUGUUAACAAAGAUUUACCAUUUGGUGGAAAAAUAAUUGUUUUGGGUGGUGAUUUCCGACAAGUAUUGCCUGUUGUCCCCAAAGCUUCCAGAGCUGAGAUUGUGAUGGCCACUAUUAAUUCUUCAAUUCUUUGGAAGCAUUUUGAGGUAUUAACCUUAACAAAGAAUAUGAGAUUGGAUAGUGCAUUGGAAGAAGCUGUUGUAGAGGAGUUAAGAUCCUUUUCAGACUGGAUACUUCAGAUAGGAGAGGGAAAAUCUGGUGUGAUUAUCAAUGAAAAACUUUGUGUUGAAGUACCAACUGAUUUGCUUAUUGAUACUUCUGAUAAUCCGGUUGAAGAUAUUAUAAAUGUGGAUAGAGCAAUUUUGGCUCCAACGGUUGAAAUUGUUGAAGAGAUUAAUAACUACAUAGUUAACCUGUUACCGGGUGAAGAAAAGGAGUAUUUGAGUGCCGAUAUUAUUUGUGGUAGUGAUGCUUAUGGUGAUAUUGAUUAUAUUGUUGAUAUAUCUUUACUAAAACUAAUUCAAGAUGAGUUGGGAUUGAACUAUUUUGAUGGACUGGAUGAUGUUUCAUAUGGUAUAGAAGAUAAUGAGAUGUAUCAAAAUAUGAAAAGUUCUGGUGUGCAAAGGAUUCAAACGAACACUUCCAAUGGAACUACUGUCAAGAAGAGAUGUGUUGCUGAACAUUAUAGCAAGAGGUUAACGGAGUAUGAUAUGAAGGCUGAUCGAUUUUAUAUUCGCUGUGAGUUUGCUAGAUUAUUGCUUAAGAGUGGUGGAUCGGAACAAUGGAAAUUUACUGUUAAGGGCUCAAAGAUUACUAAAACCUUUGCAAUGCAUGUCUUGAAAAGUAAGGGCAAGAAUCGAGAGUACAAAAUUGGACCCAAAUGGAAAGAUUUUGUCAAGAUGCAUAAACUUAGGCCUGGAUAUUUAUGUGUAUUUAGAAGUGUUUCAAACAAAAAUCAUUUGGUUCAGGUUUCUGUGGUUAGAAACUAA